Rotaria sp. Silwood1 is the source of this 1437-nucleotide messenger RNA. NCBI's taxonomy places the organism in Eukaryota, Metazoa, Rotifera, Eurotatoria, Philodinida, Philodinidae. The record is from the annotation of a GenBank genome assembly.
AUGAAACAAGUAAAAACUGCAGAGAGUGAUGAAACUGAUGCAGACAUCGGUUUUGAUCUUUUCGUUGAUUAUGCAUGUCCAACAAAGUUGCAUACACAAUCAAAGAAACUAGAAAUGAAUGUUACCUAUAAAAAGAAAAAAGCUCUUAUACGGCCAUCUGACGAAGAACUUGAAAAAACGGAUUCUUGUGAAGUUGAUGCUGGUCCUCCUCAUUUUAAACAGACGAAACCUAUGACAUAUCAUGCAGUUAAAACUGAAAAACAAAAAGCAACAAUUCAAAAAGUGAAGGAACGUUUAAAGAAAGAGAUGUCAUCUUUGGCUUCACCAGAAUGCACUCGGAAAAAAGCACAAGUUCAAAAUGAAAAGUGUGCUUUUGUUAUGGAUGUUAUUGAUGAUGAAAAUUCAUUCACAGCAGCUGUAUUAUUAGCUGAUGUUACACCACUCAGUUUGGGUAUUGAAGACAUUAAUGGCCACAUGUGUGUAAUUAUUGAACGUAAUACAAUAAUUCCAUUUCGAACACAAUUUUAUUCUGUAUUUACAAAUGCUUAUGCUUAUCAAACAACAGCUACAAUUCGCGUUUUCAGUGGUGAACAUAAACUUACAAAAUAUAAUACAUUUCUUGGUGAAUUUACACUUACUGGUUUGUCACAAAAUUUCGCUUCACAAACAUUAGAAAUAUCAAUUUGUAUGGAUGCGGAUUGCAAUGGCUUCUUACAAGUUGAAGCUGAAGAAUCACGAUCAGGUGCUAAAGUUAAAUUUGCAAUUGAUUCACAAAACUAUUCAAGUAAUAAAAAUGAUAUUGAACGACAUCUUUCAUAUGUAGAAAGUAACCCAGAUUUUCAUGCUGUAUGUGUUCAUGAUCGACAACCAAAUGAUUCAUUAUAUAUGCUAAAAGGUGAAACUACAAAUGAAAAGAUUAAUUUUACUGGUGAAACAGAAAUUUUUCAAGGUUUUUCAACAUUUAAUAAAAUGAAACAACUUGAUUUAACUUCGAUGAUGAUGAAUGAAUUAAAAAGAAUUCAAUUAACGAAUGGAUCAUUUGAUUUAAAUCAAGAUUUAGCGAAUUUAUUAUCUAUUAAUAUGAAAGAUUUCGACGAACUUAAAACAUAUUUAAAUAAACAAGGUUUUAGUUCUUUUGCAUUAAAUAUACAAUAUGAUAUAUUUCAUUUAAUUGCUACGGGUAUUAUUCUUCUUGAAUUAUUAUUACAAGUACCUGUGUCAGAAAGAAAUAUAUUUUUAGUUCCAUUUAAUACUGAACAAAUUCAAUCAAUUCUUCAUCGCCAUUUACCAAAAGUUUUAUUAGAAAAUGUUGAUAAAGCAAUUCAUUUUUACGAGCAAAAACGUUCAUGUUAUGGAAUUUAUUGUGAACAAUUAGAAUUGAAUUAUUCAUCAUGGGAAAAAUUUAUUCAAUAUGCACUUUUUCAUAUGAAUAAUUAA